AUGAAUGUUAAUUUAGAAAUGAUGAAUGAAAAAGAAAGAUAUUGUUUUACAGAAAUUGAGAUAAAUUUUCAUAAAGCUAUAGAAAAAACCAGAGGAAGACAUGAAAGAAUAGAAGAAAUUUUGAAAAAAAUUAAUGAAUCAUCUUUAGAUGAAAAUGAAAAAAAAUGGUCAAGAAAAAAAAAUAUUAGCAAAAAUUUUGUUACUGCUUUGGAAUUUAAACUUGGAGAAUAUUCAAAAGGCAUUAUUAAAAAUUCAAAAUUAACUUCUUCUUUAUCUUCAGAAAAGUUAAAUAAAAAUAGAAAGGAGUUUAAUAAAAGAAAUAAUACAAAUGAAAGUAAUUUCUUUUUAUCAAAUUUAAAAAAUAAAAUAUGUAAUGAGAAUCAAUUGAAAGAAUUGGUUAAUGAAAUGCUUCUACCAAAUUUUAUUAAUAGGCAUUUGAUGUUUAUAGAAAAAGAAAAAAUUGAAGAAAUUUUAUCAAAAUUUCAACCAGCUGAGGAUGUUGUACCGGGACAAUCGAGUGAUCCUUUUACAAUUAUUUUAAAAGCAUUACAUAUUGAUCCAGAUCAUUUAUGGAAAAGUUCCCCUGUUGAAGAAAAGAUAUCUUUUGUUUUUUCAAAAGGAAGCAUGAGUUUAUUUGGAGGAACAAUAUUUUUAUAUCAAUCAAAUGUUAUUGAGGAUAUAAUAAGAGUUGGACUGGCUUUGGCACUUCAAAUAGGAAUACAGUGCGAAGAGAAUCUUGGUCAACUUCUCAGUUACUUUUCAUUCAAGAUGGGAUUUCCAUCUUCAAGAUAUUUUGGAGGCAAAAUAAAAUAUUCUUCCAGGUUUGAAAGGAUAUAG
This is a messenger RNA of Strongyloides ratti, 837 nucleotides long. RefSeq lists its product as hypothetical. The record is from RefSeq and is a predicted model, not a curated record. Bases 1 to 837 code for a protein of 278 amino acids. NCBI's taxonomy places the organism in Eukaryota, Metazoa, Nematoda, Chromadorea, Rhabditida, Strongyloididae. The transcript is spliced from 3 exons.